AUGAUGUUCAGACGUGAGCUGGAUUUAAGAGAACGUGAAGCAAAGAAAUUACUUAGGGAAAAUAUCAAGGGAAUCACGAAACCUGAUCUUCGCAGGCUAGCACGCCGAGGUGGCGUUAAACGAAUAUCGGCUGGUACCUACGAAGAAGCGAGAAACGCGCUAAAACUUUAUUUGCAAGAAGUACUCAGAGACGUUGUCUCUUACAUAGAGUACGAAAAUAAAAAAACGAUUACCGUUAUGGAAGUGUUAUUAGCACUAAAAAAACGAGCAUUUAACCUAGAAACCGUUCAAGUCACUGAAGAUGUCUCGAUCACGUAUCAAGAACCUAUUCCUCAGCCAUCCUUGACUAUACCUAUUCCUCAGACAUCCUUGACUAUUCCUCGGACACCUUAUCAAGAACCUAUUCCUCAGUCACCUUUGACUCCUCAAACACCUUUAACUCCUCAAACACCAUUAACACCUCGUAGUCAUUCAGGAUCAGUACUUUUAACGUUAGAAGAAAGGUUAGAAUCUAAAAUUAAUCAUGAAUAG
This is a messenger RNA of Dentiscutata erythropus, 531 nucleotides long. The record is from the annotation of a GenBank genome assembly. Lineage: Eukaryota; Fungi; Glomeromycota; Glomeromycetes; Diversisporales; Gigasporaceae.